AUGGUGCCAAGCCUUCCGUACGAAAUUCUUCACCGCAUUGCAAUUAAUUUCAAAGGAAGCAACAUACUCAAAUACGCCUUAGUUUGUAAACAGUGGAAGGAGCCAUUUCUGCACGUACUUUGGUACUCUCAGAGAGUUGAUAAAAGCUCUGUGAAUAAUAUAUGUGACAAAUCAUACCAAGGGUACAUCUACCUCAGGAAUGCACAUCGUAUACGGGAGCUGCGUAUGGAAGAUCCAGAAUUAGACGACGUGAAUUAUAUAUCAGCAAUACAGCAAAUUUACUACAACAUAAAUCGACUUGAUUAUUUGGAAACCUACCAAAAAGGCAGACUAUAUCAAUUAAUCGAUUGGAAUCGUUGGACGUCCUUAUCGCAUCUGAAAAUGAGACUUUUUCGCAGAACCUCGAUUGUAUUGAAAGAUUUUUUUACGAGUCUGACUGUAUUGACAAGCCUUACGACCUUGUCACUAAAGGCAAACGUAGUAAAAAGUAGCGAUAAAAUACGUUUGACAGUUUCGUGGCUGGAUAUUGAGUCACUUCACCUUAAUUUACCACUGCUGACAGACCUAGAAGUUGAUUAUACCCUUGAGCCAAUAUCAGAUGACGAAUUGGAUAAAAUACGAUGUCUUACCCCUGCAAAAUCUGUUAAAGCUAUAUCCUAUAAUCAUAAAUAUAUCGACGCUCUCUGGGUAUUGUAUUUUGCACUCAAAUAUCCAGAUAUAUCCAAGCUUGCGUUCACUCCCAGUUCUUUGCGUAAACAGCUAAAUACAACAGCGUAUGAUCAGAAACGCCAUCUAGAUGACAUCAAAUUACUAUCAACGCUUGACCAAUUUUUCCCUCAUCUAAAAACGAUCACCACACCCAUUGCUAGUCACAAUGGAUGGCCGAUGUCCAUAUUCUACGACACUCUUCAAAAGUCUGGAAUAAACACAAAACGCUUAGAGGUUUACAUCAACGCAUCUCAUUUAAAUUCGCAGGACGGCUUUAAUGCGUGCUUGAAACCUAUAUCAGAAUCGCUUGAGAUUUUAUGGCAGACUGCAUCCUAUUCUACGUCUGGUAAGAACUUUACAGACGAAUUCGCUUUAUACCCCAAUCUAGUUGAAUUGUAUAUGGGCAUCGACUGGCAGAUGGAUAUAGACAUUAUUCUGGAUAAUUGCCCAAUAUUACGAUCACUAUAUUUAAGAAAGUUCUGUAUAAACCAAUCCAAAAAAACGCAACAGAGCUCCAACCAUAGUCGCAACCAUGGCCAGCACCCUUUACAAAAACUACAGAUGACUUCUACCAAAAUAAGUAUCGAUGCAUUCAAAUAUCUUUUUAUCCGUUGUAAAAAACUGUCUCUCGUGAAAUUAGAUGAAGUUGGUUUUACUGAAUCCAAUUUUGAGGAAACCGGACAAGUGCUUCUUGACAUGUGGUCUUUUCAAUUGGACACACUGAUACUUUAUAAUAUUAAGAUAGGAGCCGAUGUUAUCAAAUAUUAUGUAAUUGAACAAUUGGAUACCACUCCUGCCAGUGGUACUGCUACUGAUGGCCGUGAGCUUGAUACAGACUGUCAGGAGCAACCGAUUCGUUCAAACUGGUAUCAUGUAUGCUUGGACGAGAAUAACUCGAAAAGAAUAGUUUCCUGGGAGCUUGGGGUACCCGACAUUGAAUACUUUCAGGAAUAUUACAGAGACUUUAAGCGCAGGAAGAUGGAAGACGAAAAGACCGAAGAAAAGGGUGAUAAGUUCAAUAACUAUGUACCAAAAAGAUCCUGGAAGAAAAAUCUUGGAGAAGGUUCCUUGGUAUUUCGUAUGAGAUCUAUCAAUAGCUAUUUUCUUUACGACAAAAAAUAUAGGGUAUUUAAACGUAUAAGGCAACAAAAGUACCGAGAGCAUCUAUUAAAGUAUGUAAGAGAAAAGUGGUGUGUCCCAAUAACAUAUCUCAGAAUAAGGAUGAAUAUGAGGGUUCUCAAGUGCAUGCUAACAAAGUAUGUUACGCAGAAUGAGAAAGUCAAUAAAGUCAUUUUUCGUAACAUGAUAGAAAGUGAGUUGUUCCGAGAAAGCUUCACUACAAUCCUCGACACACUUCAUAUUAAAGAAAUCUAUCAGAAGAAUUUCAAUCGUGUGUGGGCGCUGAGUAUUGAAAAGCCAGAACAUGAUCCCAAAAAAUAUAUUCCAGUAUUACAACAAAACUUUUCUAGGAUAAGAUACCUUCUCUAUAAUGAAAACAAUGAAAGAAGCCAUAUAGUUUCAGAAACAAUUGAUUGGAGUCUUUGGAAGUCAUUGACACAUCUCGAGAUACGCUUAAAGAGUGGACUAUUUUUAUUUGAAGAAAUUUUUAAAAGACUAUCGAUCUUUCCAGGCCUUAUUUCUUUUGUAAUUCGCCCAGUAGCCUCUUACGAAAACUGUGGUCCUUUGUUUUUGUGGACAUGCUUUGAGCUACUUCACCAGUCCUUACCAAAGUUGGAGCAUCUUGAACUAUACUAUGCUCUUGCGCCAGUACCAGAAUACGAUUUUGAAGUAAUGAAAAAUGUUAUCCAAGCAUCGAAUAUGACGAAGAUCUCAUUUAAUAUGAAUUACCUUGAUACUUUUUGGAUAUUUUACUUUGCACGCAAGUAUCCAAACUUACUAUAUUUUUAUGACAUAAAAAAUUGUCCUGACCAAGCAUCAAAAGACAUCUUUUACGACAAGCAACAGUAUCAAGACCAGCUAAAAUUACUGUCAACGGUUGAUGAAUUCUUUCCUUUGCUGAAGAAAGCGAAAACAGAUUACACUACUUUCAAUGGGUGGCCAUUUUCUAUAUUUUACCAGACUCUUCAUCACUUUGGAUCUAAAUUGGAACACAUUGAACAUACAACAUCUAGAAGAGCUUACGAGCUGUCAUAUUCCGACGAUUGUAUCAAACCAAUAACUAAUCGGUUAAAGUAUAUGACCAUUUCGGGUGAUCACUUUCCAAGAGUCAGACGAUACCAAUCCCUUUCUAGUUUUUAUCCGAGACUCGGUUACUUGUGCAUAAAAGAUGCGUUUGUCGAUUUUGAAAAUAUCUUUGAAAAUUGCCAUGUAUUAAGAUCAUUACGCCUAUAUAAAUGCCGUGUUUGGUCAUUUACUAAUGAGGAUUAUACUUACACGCCAUAUUCGCAAGACCCGCCACAUCCAUUGCAAAACCUAGAGAUUAUAUCUACAGAGGUCACCCCUAACUUGGUUAAAUACAUUUCAUUCCGUUGUCAGCAGCUCAAGUUCCUGUUUUUGACAAAUUUUUUGUAUGAUUAUCGGCCUGGAAAAAACAUUGCUCAUAAUAUGUUCGAGAUGCCUUUUACACAACUAGAGACAUUAAUUGUUUGCCAUAAAAUAGAAGGAGAUAAUAUUGUAAAGUUUUGUGGGAUUGAGCAAAUGGAGAAUUCUGAUAUAAGUUUACUAAGUCUAUAUCAAGGCAACGAAGAAGAAUCAUCUCGAUCAAACUGGUACCAUUUGUGCUUGGACAAAACAAACCGAAAGCCAAGGUUUAUUCAGUGGGAGCUCGGUAGACGUGAUGUUGAGUUUGCUAAGAGAUAUUAUUGUAAACGCCUAAAGGGCAAAAGGAUGAAACAAAAGAUACGGAAAGACAUGAAGAUAUAUGGCAGCUAUUACGAUGGUAUGGGAUAUAUAGCAAGACGAUUUUGGAAGAAAGAUCUGGAGCACGGUAUCUUUUUAUUUCGUUUAAAAUCUGUUCAAAGACAUUUUCUAGAUUUUAAGGAUGGUGCUCUUUUAAGAAAAAUAAGAAGAGGUGAUGUGAUUAAGGAGCAGUCCUAUAGUUACUGGAGAUAA
Molecule: messenger RNA, 3780 nt
Organism: Phycomyces blakesleeanus NRRL 1555(-)
Lineage: Eukaryota; Fungi; Mucoromycota; Mucoromycetes; Mucorales; Phycomycetaceae
Exons: 5
Coding region: 1-3780 (1259 amino acids)
Molecular function (GO): protein binding
Source: RefSeq, a predicted model, not a curated record